CCAUCCGCCGGUAAUAUCGCCUUGUCUAUCUAUUCCCUCGUCUUCCUCUCUCUCUCUCUCUCUCUCUCCUCCUUUGUCACAGCUCACUGCGACUGCCAUCUCUGCAGAGUUCCACUAGGUGGUAGCGAGGAGAUGAAGAACUCGGUGUCAGAUCGCAAUCUCUUCAUCGAGAGCGAGGAGGACGAUGACGUCGACGAGGAGGAAGAGCACAAGGCGCAGCCGUCGAGGGCGGCCGACGACGAUGACUCCGACUGCUCCGAUUCGUCCUCCUCCCCCGACGACGACGACGACGACGACGGCCCCCCGCGGAGCAGGCCCAACUCCUACUCCACAAAUUGGCCCCAAAGCUACAGGCAAUCCAUCGACAUGUACAGUAGUGUGACUCCACCAACGAUAGGGUUCCUGGGGACUCCAACACUCAGCAGAUUGUCAAGUUCCUUCCUUUCUUCCUCGUUUCGAGGCAAGCACACCCCAGAAAUCAUUGCGUCACUUAUUAAGCCUUUACUGCCCACUACUGCUGCUGAUCUUCAACUACAAGACGAAGAAAGACAAAGCUCGCAUUCGCUAUUGAUCCCUCCACUGCCAUCGAGGAAGCCAUCGUUAGAGAAGAUACAAGAGAAGGUCUCUCAUGAGUUACCCGUAUCCCGGAGCUGUUCCUAUGGACAGGCGGUGCUCAAUGGGAUGAAUGUUUUAUGUGGGGUUGGGAUCCUUUCAACACCUUAUGCCGUCAAAGAAGGAGGAUGGCUUGGGCUCUCCAUACUCUUGACAUUUGCCGUGCUUGCGUGGUACACCGGCAUUCUACUGCGCUAUUGCUUGGAUAGUGAAGAAGGCCUGGAGACGUACCCCGACAUAGGUCAGGCUGCCUUUGGUACCACUGGUCGUUUUGCCAUCUCUAUAAUCCUCUACAUGGAAUUGUAUGCUUGUUGUGUUGAGUAUAUAAUAUUAGAGAGGGAUAACUUAUCAUCACUAUUUCCAAAUGCGCAACUGAAUAUAGGCGGCAUACAUUUAGACUCUCGUCUACUCUUUGCCAUCUUGACGACUAUUUUGGUUCUCCCCACUACGUGGCUUAGAGAUUUAAGUGUUCUUAGUUACAUAUCAGUUGGAGGAGUUAUUGCAUCGGUAAUGGUUGUCUUAAGCUUAUUUUGGGUUGGUACAGUCGACAAAGUUGGAUUUCAAAAUAAGGGCACUUCACUAAAUCUUUCAGGUAUACCAAUUGCCAUUGGUAUAUAUGGAUACUGCUAUUCAGGUCAUGCAGUUUUCCCGAACAUAUAUUCCUCAUUGAAGAAACCCAAUCAAUAUCCUUCUGUUCUCUUUACCAGCUUUGCAAUUUGUACUGUGAUGUUCGCUGGGGUUGCUGUCAUGGGUUACACUAUGUUUGGGGAGUCAACGCAAUCGCAAUUUACUCUCAACAUGCCACAUAAUCUAGUGGCUUCGAGGGUUACUGUGUGGACUACGGUGGUGAACCCGAUUACUAAAUAUGCAUUAACUCUGACUCCUCUGGCACUGAGUUUGGAGGAGUUGAUACCAUCAAACCAAUCAAAGUCGCACUUGUAUGCAAUCAUGAUAAGAACAACGCUGGUUCUUUCUACUCUGUUAGUGGCUCUUUCCGUCCCUUUCUUUGGUUUGGUGAUGGCUUUUAUUGGAUCUUUGCUCACAAUGCUCGUUACUUUGAUUUUUCCAUGUGCUUGUUUCUUGAGCAUACUUCGUCAUAAAGUUACAAGAAUUCAGGGACUGUUUUGCAUCAUCAUUAUCACAAUUGGAGUUGUUUCUUCCAUUGUCGGCACCGUCUCAUCAAUCUCCAAAAUAGUAGAUAAAUUGAGUCAAUGAUCACGGCACCAAGCAAAUCUAGUUGGUUGUUCCUCAUUUUUGCUUUUAUUAUUUAUUCCUACUACUUUUUAUUUAUGUCCUCUUGUAAAAUUUGUUUAUCGGAUACUGAACUAGUGUUGGUCUUAGUCUUUUCUUCCUCUUUUAAUUUAUACAAGUACAAUAAGUGAUAUGAUCUUAUGCAUAACAUGAUCUAAUGUGGUACACAUUUUAAAUGAUGA
Musa acuminata subsp. malaccensis (wild Malaysian banana) is the source of this 2045-nucleotide messenger RNA. Its product is annotated as amino acid transporter AVT1C. Gene Ontology annotation, biological process: amino acid transmembrane transport. NCBI's taxonomy places the organism in Eukaryota, Viridiplantae, Streptophyta, Magnoliopsida, Zingiberales, Musaceae. The record is from RefSeq and is a predicted model, not a curated record. Gene Ontology annotation, molecular function: amino acid transmembrane transporter activity. Gene Ontology annotation, cellular component: membrane.